AUGGAGUGGUUAAAUGAAACUGCAAAGCUAGGAGAAAUACGACUGCCAAGAUACUACUAUCCAACGGUACCGUCAUUCGAUAAUGUGGAAUUACACGCUUUCUGUGACGCGAGUGAUAAGGCCUUCGCUUGUGUGAUCUACAUGGUUCAUCGUCGAGAGGGUAAGUCACACGUUGCUUUAGUUUAUGCAAAAUCAAGGGUAGCGCCCCUGAAGGCACAAACCGUGCCACGAUUGGAACUGCAAGGAUGCGUUCUGGCCAGUCAAAUGAUCCAUGUACUGCAGUCAGAGCUGACGAUAGAAGUCAAGAAGAUUUUCUUCUGGAGUGACUCGAAGAUCUGUUUGAGUUGGAUGAAGACAAAUCAAAAACUGACGGCAUACGUUGGUGCUCGCGUUAUGCAAAUCAAAGAGAAUGGUCACGGCGUAGAGUUGUGGCAUUGGCUUCCGUCGCAGCUGAACGUGGCCGAUUUGGCUACGAGGUGGUCUAAGUUUGGCAGCAUGCUAGAAUGGGUUCGUGGUCCAGACUUCAUUUAUCGUGAUAGUGUCAACUGGCCGAAUUACGAACCGUUGGAGAUGUCUUCUGCAGAGCUUGUGAGUUUCCACUCGGAACUGGAUUGCACGGAGCAGAUCAACCGCAUACUACCUGAAGAUGAGAAAACUUUUAGCGUUGCCGAAAUGCGAAAAACCCGAACGAUUGACGAUAACUAUGAAAGACAUAGUAGAUGCUAG
Molecule: messenger RNA, 726 nt
Organism: Topomyia yanbarensis
Lineage: Eukaryota; Metazoa; Arthropoda; Insecta; Diptera; Culicidae
Exons: 2
Coding region: 1-726 (241 amino acids)
Source: RefSeq, a predicted model, not a curated record